Perca fluviatilis (European perch) is the source of this 1241-nucleotide messenger RNA. Its product is annotated as hepatic lectin-like. Gene Ontology annotation, biological process: cellular response to molecule of fungal origin. Lineage: Eukaryota; Metazoa; Chordata; Actinopteri; Perciformes; Percidae. Bases 19 to 882 code for a protein of 287 amino acids. Gene Ontology annotation, molecular function: (1->3)-beta-D-glucan binding. The transcript has 8 exons. The record is from RefSeq and is a predicted model, not a curated record.
GAUGAUCACAGUGAUACAAUGGCUGAAGCUGAGGUUCUGUACUCUGAUGUCAAAUUCACAAGAGAAAGGGGAAACACGGGGACCGCUUCCUCACCGGCUGAAGUCACCUACUCUGAGGUCAGGAUCUCCAAGACGCAGCCAUGCACAGGGCUUCUUGAUUCCCGACAACAGCCGGUGUCAAAUGGACGAUCAAAGGUGCCAUCGGAGAGAGUGGCAUUAGGAGUGGUCAGUGUUCUCCUGGCAGCUGCUGUCAUCGCUCUUGGUCUGAUCGCUCAUAAAAACGUGGAACUUUCCCAAAGGCAUGAUGCUCUGGCAAACAAUCUCACCGGUAAACUUUCUCAGCUGCAAGAACAAUACUCUAACGUAAAGUCCUGCAACACGGUGCAGCCAACGUGCCCAAACCCUCCUGAUGUAAAAAUGAAUGAGCCAUGUCAGAAAUGUGAAGAAGGCUGGGAGCUUCACGGAGGGAAGUGCUAUUAUUUCUCCACCGACCGUUUGCCCUGGGAACUCAGCAGACAUCAAUGUAAAAAUCAACAUGGAGAUCUGGUGAAGAUAGACAGCAGAGAGGAGCAGACAUUCCUGGAGCUGAAACUGAGAGAAAAAAUGAACGAACCUGAGGACAAGUUCUGGAUCGGACUGACGGACUCACAGACAGAGGGCACAUGGCUGUGGGCCGACGGCUCGCCACUGGACACCAGGUUGACUUUUUGGUCCUCCAGAGAGCCAGACAACUGGGAAGGACAAGAUCCUGAUGGAGAGGACUGUGUGAGGAUGGGGGAGAAAGCUCCAGACCUGAACUGUUGGUUUGAUAAAUCCUGCAAAGUGCCUCACAGACAUAUCUGUGAGAAAAAAGUAACCGCUGCACAUUUAAAAUGUGUCUGAGAUGCAGUUCAGCUCAAGUAUCGCUCAGCCCGUUACACAUGCUCAAGACCGGAUGCAGGAAGUGGAGUUUUAAUGCAGCUAAUGAUAAAAAUAAGCCCUGCAAAGAUUAAAAUGCUCCUUGAAUGUUUUCUUGAAUAUGCGUAACUAUCAAGGAAAGGAUCACAUGUAAAAGAUAAGAGAUAACAAUCCUGAUUGUGAAGAGUCAACCUAAAGCUUUUUACUGAUUUUCUUAAUUUGUGCUUGGUCACCUGUAAAAAUGCAUGAACUAUUCUAAACUUUAAAGCAUUUACAAAAUGUUUGGAAAUAUUAGAAACUGUGAUUUAUCAGAUGCACAAUAAUAAAAAUGUUAAAAUCUUUGA